Macadamia integrifolia is the source of this 1183-nucleotide messenger RNA. Its product is annotated as methylecgonone reductase-like. The transcript is spliced from 4 exons. Gene Ontology annotation, cellular component: cytosol. The coding region runs from base 72 to 1031 and encodes 319 amino acids. The record is from RefSeq and is a predicted model, not a curated record. Gene Ontology annotation, molecular function: aldose reductase (NADPH) activity. Lineage: Eukaryota; Viridiplantae; Streptophyta; Magnoliopsida; Proteales; Proteaceae.
AUAAAUGAGGAAUUUUUUCAAACAAGAAGAGUCCUUCCAUCUUUCAAAACUAUCAAUCUCAAACGCCAGUCAUGGAGAAAGCAGAUGUGAUCCCAGAGGUAGUCUUAAGCUCUGGACAUAAAAUGCCAAUGCUAGGUUUGGGAACAGCAUGCUACCCUAUCCCUCCCAAUCUUACUUCUACUCUUGUCCAUGCAAUUAAGCUAGGUUACCGACAUAUCGAUACUGCUUCUAUCUACAGCACCGAAGAGUUCGUCGGCCAAGCCAUAGCCCAAGCACUCGAGCAAGGCCUAAUAAAAAGCCGUAGCGAUGUUUUCGUUACUUCAAAGCUAUGGUGCACAGAUGCAGACCAUGAUCUUGUCCUCCCAGCACUAAAGGAAACAUUGCAAAAACUUAGCCUAGAUUAUGUGGAUCUCUAUCUGGUACACUGGCCUGUAAGGGUGAAACAAGGAUCUAGCUACCCUCCCCCUUUGGAGGACAUUCUUCCCUUUGACAUGAAAGGGACUUGGGAAGCCAUGGAAGAGUGCUGCAGGCUUGGCUUCGUAAAGUCUAUUGGUGUUAGCAACUUCUCCACCAAGAAGCUCUCCCAACUUCUAACUUAUGCCACCAUCCCUCCAGCCGUGAAUCAGGUGGAAAUGACUGCUGCAUGGCAGCAGAGGAAGCUGAGGGAGUUCUGCAAUGAGAAAGGGAUGCAUGUCAGUGCCUGGUCACCUCUUGGAGCAUUUGGACAUAACUGGGGUUCAACUUUGGUAAUGGAGAAUCCAAUUCUCAAAGAUAUUGCCAUGGCCAAGGGGAAAACUGUUGCACAGAUCUCACUGCGAUGGGUAUAUCAGCAAGGAGUAACCCCACUAGUGAAGAGCUUCAACGAGGAAAGGAUGAAAGAAAACCUUCAAAUCUUUGAUUGGGAACUUACCCAGGAAGAACUUGAAAAGAUAAGCCAGAUUGCACAGACAAAAAGGUUUUUAGCUGAAAUGUUUAUUUCUCCAAAUGGGCCUUACAAAUCUUUGGAAGAACUCUGGGAUGAGGAAGUCUAACCUCAAUUACCAGAUUUCUUCCUAUAGAGGCUAAAGGGAAUUUGAGGAACUGUAUUUUCUAUGUUACCCCUAAAAAAAAUAAAAUAAAAAAAAUUAAUAACAAGAAAAUCGAUUGUGAUUCAUAAUACAAUAUAUUUCUGCCCCUUCUUACA